Messenger RNA from Xenopus laevis (African clawed frog), 8351 nucleotides. RefSeq lists its product as uncharacterized. NCBI's taxonomy places the organism in Eukaryota, Metazoa, Chordata, Amphibia, Anura, Pipidae. The transcript is spliced from 9 exons. The coding region runs from base 5856 to 8351 and encodes 831 amino acids. The record is from RefSeq and is a predicted model, not a curated record.
AACCUCUAGGAGCGUGCAGAAGCUGGUUUCUGCAGACGCCUAUGCGACGGUUCCGCGCGGGGGCGCGCACGUUUCGGCGUACUUUAUUAUGAAUGAGUGAUGUGACUGACUAGCGGUACCGAGAUACAAGUAACUGACCUGGACCUAAACUGGCGCUGAUACCAGAAGCAGCCGGUUCGGUAGAGACGCGCUACAACAGAGCAUUUUUUGUGCUGCUACCUUUAAGCAGAUCAGUCGAGAUCCAGUGCCCGAAGAGACUGCUUUUGCCAGCGUUCAGGCUCUAAUCAAUUACUACUGCCAGGAAAAGUAUUUUCAUCAUGUUCAGAUGUGCGCUAACGAGGGGUUGAGGAUUAUGGUAAUGAUCCAGUCUCUUUUUCCGGGCCUUUGGAAUGCUAAUGGAAGAAUGAGUCAGGAGUUCGAUACAAAGAUGAAGGAACUUCGGAAGAUGGCAGGACACAGAGCACUGUAUUUUACUGUAUUGUUUCUGUGGCAUGUGGGUCGCCAUUACAAAGCCCGGGAAUAUAUUGACAGGAUGAUCAAAAUAUCCAAUGGCAGUAAAGACUUAAGUGUUUGGUCAUAAGAUUCCUGGCCCACUAUCUUGAGAUGCUGCAGAAAUACUCCGGAGCCUUGGAAGUCAUAAACGGAACCCUAGUCAACUGCCCACGAUUUAUCCCUGCUCUAAUUAAGAAAAUGAAGCUGCAGUUGGCUCUGCAAGACUGGGAACAGACCGUAGAGACAGCUCUGAGUGUGAACGUAAUCCACUUCAGCAAACGCAGACAUUAGUGGAAACGAGCAGUGAAUAUGGCCACUAAUGAUGCAGAAGUUGCCACUGAGCUUGACUAUCAAUUCAUAUGACAAGGCAAAAUACGAGACUAUCCACUUUAUCAUAUAAUAAAAGCUCAGACUCGGAAGCGCAUGGGAGAAGAACAAGAAGCCAUGAAAAUGCUGCAGAUUGCAAUGAGUUCCUGGAAUGAGACAAGCUGGAACCAGUGUAAAAGCAAAAGGGAAAAAAACUGAAGUUAGUCCAAGUGACCAGGUGCAGAGCAGUUCCCAUUUGCAUUAUAUAGCAUGAAGCUACAAAAGUGUUACAAGAUGCUAUCAUUUAAUUUUCUGGAAGAAUUGCGCCUUAUGAUUGCCAAUGCUGAACUUGUGCUGGUGCAUGGCGACAUCGAGCAAGCUUUGUCCAUGCAUAGAAGUGUCUCCCCCGAACAACCCUACUUUGUUCAAGCCAAAGAGAAGAUGUUGGAGAUUUAACAGAAAGGAUAAAAAGCUUUUUGUCUGACGUUACAGAGAUUUGGUGGAUAAACUUUCUAGUUCCAUACAUACCUCCUCCUGGGAGAUGCCUAUAUGAACAUUCAAGAGGUAGUAGUAGGCCAGAAUACUGAAUAGAACUCAGAUCUGUGCAGAGAUUGCCAAGCGUUCCACAGUCCAGCGAGACUACGAGAAAGCAAUCAAAUUUUACAAAGAAGCUUUUUUUAUACUGCGAAACAAUCAAUAAGGUGAUUAUCUGUUUUGUUUUUGUGGAACCUGCAGUAGUGUUUAAAAAUGUGAAAUUGCUUCAUGUUGUUGAUAGAAAUUGCUUUUGAUGGAAAAAUGCUUUUAUUUACCAUCCUAGCCUAAAUUAUAGGCAAUACAUUCACAAUGUUAGUGUCCAUUCACUCGAGUUAUUCCCAACAGCAGAAGGGUAGUCAUCUCAAACCAUAAACCAUCCCUUUAAUUUUCCAAUUUAUCAGAUAUUUAAUGAUAUCUGCAUUGCCACAAUGAUCAGUAAAAGUCUUCAUUUUACUCAUAAGAAAACACUCCUCCUAAAUGGUCCCAAAUUCUGACAUGAUUUAAUCAACUCAUCUGUGUUCUUUAAUAAGCCAACAGGCUAAGUCUAGAUCUGUAUAUAAUAUCUUAUACACCCAUCUAACAAAUGGCGCUCUAUCUGUAUUUUUAGCCCUUGCAUACAGCCUGUGUAUACAUUUUCUAAGAUAUCCUCUAUCCUAUAAUCUAUUCCUAAAAUGGCAGAGGGCUGUGCCCUCUGCUACUGCCCGAAGCUUCCCUGUGGAGGCUAACAUAACCGUAUGGGAAUCACUGCUUUAAAGCAAUGCCCAAUUACAACAGAUAGAGUUGAGGUCUGGCAAUUGGCUAGCCAGUCCAUCAAAGACUGUACACCAGCUUCCUGAUUCUGUACAAAGAGGUUUGACUUUUGACCAUUUUCCUUUUGCAAGGCUGAAAAAAUAUAUUAUUUUAUUCUACUUCACAUGCACAAGUGCAUGUCUUGGAAAAUGUCACCAAAUGCAGAAUUCUGUUUUUCCCCCCAGGCCAGUGCAUUUUUUUCAAGAAGGAGCAAUUUUUAAUUGUUUAUCUUUCUGGACUUUUGGGAAUGAGCACACCAAAUGGACAGUAACCAUAAAAAUACGGAAGCCAAUAGGGUAAAAAAAGAACACAAGAAUGUCCUGUUAAAAUGGAUGACACUUUAGCUGAUGUUACAAAGCAUUACAUUCUGCUCAUAGAAUAAGUGAAAAGGAGAUGUUUAGCAUACUUUUGUAAUGGGAGGAUUGGCAACAGCCUUGUAUUUAUCCCUAAAAUACCCUGUCACUGGAUACGUGAUAUAUGGAGUACGGUAGGAAUGUAAUAUUCUUAUGCUGAUUUAGUUGUUUGGCCCUUCAACUAUGUUUCAGAGAUCUCCCUGUCCAAGAACAGUCCAUUCCCUCCAUUAUCAGCACUAGUAUAUUAGAUUUUCUGAAGUGACUGAGCCAAAGAUUAAUGUAACUUUUCCCCAAGCACAAAGAAUGAAAAAAAAAAAAGCUGGGGACUGAGGUCCAAUACUGCCCACUUGCUUUCCAAAGGUCAGGAAUCCAAAUUUGAACAUUGUAAAAGACAUUGCUAUAAGGUAUUAUUUUAUUGAGUGCCAAUGGGUUACCUAACAUUUGUUUCCAACUAAUGAGCCAAAAUCAUUCCCGACAAGGGCGCAUCAAUACCCCAGGAACACAUCCUUUCAGUGGCUGCUCAUUAGAAAGCCACCAAGUACAGCAUAUCACAGUGUUGUGAUACAACAUGGCCGAUUGAUAUGGCUCAAAACGGUAUACAUUUUUCAGUUCACUGGCUUUUUCUAUUAUACCUCGCUAUGGUGUAACUGUUGGUUCCAAGGAGUUGCUAAACUAGGUAAUACGUUGGUGAGGGAAACCUAUGGAAUUCAUAUUAUUGGUGAUCUGUGGCAGGAAGGGGCAAUUGUCACAUUUGACACCCUUAAAGGAGAACUAAAGCUAGAAAUGUUGUACAUUUAUGUUUUGGGCUUCUGUACCAGCCCAAGGGAACCACAGCCCUUUAGCAGGGAAGAUCUUUGUGUCUCUGAAGAUGCCCCAGUAUCCCCCCAUCUUCUUUUCUGCUGAUUCACUGCUCGGUGCUGCUGUCACUUACUGAGCUUAGCGGCCAACUCAAAAUAUACAGUACACAUAGAAUAUAAAUGUUACAAUAUAAGGCUAAUUAGUAAUGAAUACAUAUAAUUACUACAUGGCAGCAAAGAAACCAAUGUAACAAACUUACAGUACAGGCCAACCUCAUUUUCUGCUUUAUAAUUUGCAACGACCCCUAAGCUUAGCUUCUCAACAGCUACUUAGAGCCCACUGAGUAUGCGGGUGUCACGGACCCUGUCCAAGAUGGUGACCUCUGUCCAAGGAUGUACAGUAUAGUAUGACCAACAUAUUGAAAUACCAGACCCUUUGAAUUGUGAUUUCCAUAAUGUUUAAUGUUUAUACUGUUUCUGUGUAACAUUAGAUUUAAAAUCUCCACCUGUAAAUAUAACUUUUUAUGACUUACAAGUCCUUGAUCCACAUGGCUAUGUUCCAACUGUUUGCAACCAAUUUGACUGAGAAUACCCAAAGUAAGCGGUCUCCAUACUGGGGGCAAGUUUAUUUGCUAGAGUAGGUGGUUACAAGAAAUAAAUCUAAUUGGUUGAGUUGGCAAUAUAUGAUUUAACUAAGGCUCACCAUAUAAUAUAUGAAGAAAUUAUUUAAUAAUAUGAGAAAUUGUAUUAAAUUCUAAUGAUAUAUUCAGUUGAAAAAUAAAUUAUUCUUAGAACCCAAUUGAUCGUUAUCUUUUCUAGCCUGAGAAAGAUUGUGAAAUAGUUCUUCACAUUUACGUUUCUUAGCUUUAAGAUAGGCUGAUUGUAUAAAAUCCAUGAGCAUUUCAUUUAUUUUUCAAAUGUUUAGCCUGUUCUUCAAAUAACUCUAAAUUAAAGUAAUUUCUUUAAUAUUGUACAAACUGAUCAAUGUUAAUUGUAUGUUUAGGAUGGCAACUACUUGCUCUCAAAAUUGUAUUUCCAGCAGUGGGUUUAGUAAAAACUUUUGAAGUGAUUAAACCAGAGGUUAUAUUAACGUGAAGUGUAACAUCUAAAGGAUCAAUAUCCGAAAUGUUGUGACAUAGUAAUUUGCAAAUUAAAAUCAUUAGUGUUGAUUAAAUCUAAAAAGUGAUGGCGUGCUUCUAUAAAACCUUUCCAAAUCAUGCGUUUUGGAAGUGAAAAUUCCAAAGACUCCUUGUUGCGUGUGGGUCACAAAGAAUUGUUCACACAACACCACAAUUUAUUUGCCAGUGAAUGUUUAUCUCUAGCCAAAAAAUUAAUAAGGAAGAAAAUAUUCCCAAAAAAGCCGCUGUUGUUGUUGUCAAAAAAGUGAUGGAAUUAAAAAAUUCUUAAAGUUUCUCUUGAAAAUGUUCUCUCUUAAAAAUUCUUGUUAUUCAGUAACAAAAAAAGAUUAGUCUAGGGUCUGAAUACUUUUGCAAUGUACUGUAUAUACUCAUCAUACACCUAGUAUGCCAGUGGAAGUAAUGACAUUUGACCAGCAGAUCUGAGGUGAUAUCGAUGAACAGUCUGGGCAAAUUUAUCAAAAUCUGAGAUUUAGAACUCACCACAGAAAAACUUACUUUUUAUUCAUUCCUAUGGGAUUUUUAAAAGCAUAUUUAUCAAAUGGUGAACUCCAUGGAUAAAUGCAAUUCUAAAAAUUCCUGAAAAAAAAAAAACUGGCAAGAAUUCACGAAGAGCAAAGUUAGAACCUGUAUUUUACUACUGUAAAGGACUUUACCUAUGGUAUGAAAAAUUCUCAUCCUGCUAGAGUUUUUAUUUGGGUGGGGUCCACACAAAAGCCUGGCAUCAAGGGACCACUCAACAAAUCAAGGAAACAGGAAAUCAGGAUGUUACCAGGCUGCUAAAAGAACUAGCACACAAGACAACAAUCAAGAGAUAUGAAUUUGAAGCUGGCCCACCUUAGCCUUCCUGUACUGAUGUAUAAAACCAAAGUUUCAUUUUUUAAAUCAUCUAUUCUCCUUUACAUUCCCAAGUUGCUCUAACAUUUGUCACUAAGCAGAACACUCACAUUUCCUCAAGGGCACAGUUUUUGCUCAACUUGGUCUUGUACAUUUUAAAUUAACGAAUGCAGACAUAUGGGCAGUCCCUUUGCUUUCAUUUAGAAAUAACUUAAAAGUUAGAUGUCAUGUAGUCUCGUUAGCCUUUACCUAUUUUGGUGCAAACCCCAUACACACGCACCACAUCAGCUUCAUUGAUUGUUUUCUUCUAUCCUCAGACAAAAAAUGAGGUUCUGUCAUGGAUAGAAGCCACUGAGGAAACUUUAGGAUUUUUAUCCUUUAGGCUUUUAAUCCAUAAAUAUACAGCUGCAGCUCUCCUGAGCAGUUUUGGUAUUCACUUUAAUUUUUUAAAAACAAACAUUGCCGUAAAUCCUUUUUUUCCUCAGUCUGCAGCUUGGGUUUAAAAAAAUAGAUUUUACUGUAUGCGUGAGGCUUGUUCAAUCAGAAGUCUUCUGCAAUUCUGGGCUUUGGAUGACUGUGGUAUCCCUGAGCUGAGUGUAGGGCUCUGACAGAUGUUGCAUGACGCCAGGGAGAUCGAGGCAGCAGGGAUAGGGUCCAAUUCAGUGCCAUCAGCACGGAAAUCAGCCAGGCGUAAGUCACAGCAGCGCAAGGCUCGUACAGCUCACAAGGCUCCCAAUGUGGAAGAACCCAGGAUGACACGCCAGAUGACCGAAAAAGAGCAGAGAGAAGGUGAGCCUAGUCAUAAUCUUGUUCAUAAUAUUUCCACACAUGUACUUACGCCUAUGGAACACCGGGUCAUCAAUAAAGGCUUGACUUUUGUACCUGUACAUAAUGCAGGCUUAUUUAACUUACAAAUUGACUUAUUCAAAUUUAUGAGAAACUUAAGACUGAAAAUGUGGUUCCAUGACAAGAGAACUGUGACUAAGCCUGAUGCCAUUGUCCAUGUACCACAUAAUCUUAAGAAAAGGAGUGUUUUUGACCCUCCAAUUGAAAACAAUGCACUUAAUAUGUUUCAAGGUUUGGUGAACAAAGAAUGUAAUUCCAUAUGGUCUAGACCCCAUACAAACAGAGUAUAUCGCAAUUUUUCUAAGGCCGAAAAAAUGGCAGUCAAAAGCCUUCGUAGUAAUAAUUCCAUUAUUAUUAAGAAGGCGGAUAAAGGGGGAGCCACGGUCAUUAUGGAUAAAAUCCAAUAUGUAAGUGAAGCUGAGAAACAAUUGGGGGAUGGCAUAUCUUAUGAGGUAUUGGAUAGUGAUCCUACAUGGCAGACUAAAAGAGUAAUUGAUUCUGUAUUGCAUGAAGCAGAAAUUGAGGGGGUCAUUAAUACUGAUUUGAAGAAUGCCCUUACAGUGGAAUUUCCACGGACACCCGUUUUUUAUCUGCUUCCCAAAAUACAUAAGGAUCCCCUGAAUCCACCUGGGAGACCCAUUGUAUCAGGGAGUGGGUCAUUACUACAGCCACUGGCCAUAUUGGUAGAUAACUAUCUGCAACCCAUUGUACAGGGUUUACCUACAUGUCUCAAGGAUACAACUGAUUUCCUAAAUAGAAUCAACCAUAUUUAUAUUCCUGAAAAUGAAGUGGUAUACCUGUGUACAAUGGAUGUGGCCAGCUUGUAUACAUGCAUACCGCAUGAUGAGGGGUUGGAAAGUGUACGUCAUCAUCUUUCAAGGAAACAUCUUGAUGACCCCCAGUUAGUUUCACUAAUCUGUUCAUUACUAGAAUUGGUCCUUACUAGAAAUUACUUCCGUUUUGAUAAGAAAUUUUUCUUACAGAAACAAGGGACCAGUAUGGGGGCAAAUAUGGCACCUACGUAUGCUAAUAUCUUCAUGUACGAUUUGGAAGAGAAAAUAAUUUUACAGAAUGCCAUAUUUUCAACCCAUAUUUUCUGGUACAGUCGAUUUGUGGACGAUAUUUUUUUCGUAUGGCGAGGCCCUGAGGGUAAACUUUCACAGUUCAUUGAAUACAUCAAUAUGGUGCAUCCUACUAUUAAAUUUGUAUUGCAUAAGGACACCACACGUAUCGAAUUUCUUGAUGUAUCAAUAUACCGUGAAUCUAAUGUAUUAUCCACCAUGUUAUAUAGAAAACCAGUGGAGAAAAAUAACAUGUUAUUAUAUAACAGUUUUCACCCACCAGGAACAACAGAGGGUUUACCAAAGAGCCAAAUAAUGCGGUGUAAACGCAUUACCUCCGAUACAUAUAUUUAUGAACAAAUGAGUGAAAAUGUUAUAGAUACCUUUAGAGAACGUGGGUAUCCUGAAAAACUGUUGAAAGAAUCAAAGAGGCAAAUUGAUCGGAUUUCACGAACUGAUUUAUUAAAAUGUAACAAAAAGGAAAGUGUAACCAAUAGAAUCCCUUUUGUGACGACCUAUGACUGCCAUUCGAAGGAGGUACGGAGGGUCAUUAGAAAAUAUUGGCCAAUUGUAAUGAAUGACCCAGGCACCUCAAAGGUGUUCACUGAUUAUCCUCUAUUUGCAUAUAGACGGGGGAAAAAUUUGGGUGACCAAUUGGUACACAGUGAUAUGAACCCUAAUCACUCAAAGACCACCCAAAGAUUCUUGGGCAAACCAUUAAUGGGAACGUUUCCAUGUCUCUCUUGCCAAAAUUGCAAUGCCAUUAUAAAAGGGGCUGCUGUUUCACAUCCCACCUCAGGGAUACAGAUUAAAAUCAGAGGAUACCACACUUGUAUGUCCACCAAUGUCAUUUACCUAUUGAAGUGCCCGUGUGGGUUAGCCUACGUGGGCAAAACUAAUAGGAUGGUAAGAGUACGAAUCAAUGAACAUAGGAGUGCUAUACGGAAUGUUAAUGUCAAACCCACAUCUGUUAGUCGACAUUGGGCCGAAUGUAACCACACCAUCUCACAGUUGCGAUGGAUGGUUUUAGAAGAGAUAGCAACUAAAUCGGGUAACACAGACCAGAAACUCCUUCAGAGGGAAACGUAUUGGAUCUGGAAGUUAAAUACAUUGGCACCUAGGGGCCUUAAUGAAGCAAUGAAUUAUACGUGUUUUUAUGAAUUGUGUUGCUUAAUAUGUGCCCUCCGUUUCUUACAGUGA